Papaver somniferum (opium poppy) is the source of this 2588-nucleotide messenger RNA. RefSeq names its product U-box domain-containing protein 14-like. NCBI's taxonomy places the organism in Eukaryota, Viridiplantae, Streptophyta, Magnoliopsida, Ranunculales, Papaveraceae. Gene Ontology annotation, biological process: protein ubiquitination; cell surface receptor signaling pathway. The transcript is spliced from 4 exons. Gene Ontology annotation, molecular function: protein binding; ubiquitin-protein transferase activity. The record is from RefSeq and is a predicted model, not a curated record. The coding region runs from base 283 to 2169 and encodes 628 amino acids. Gene Ontology annotation, cellular component: nucleus; cytoplasm.
AUUAGUCAAACUUCGUCAAUAUUAUAGAUUUGACUUUCGUCUCCUUUUUCUCACUACUAUUCUCUAUAAUCGUUUCAAGCAGACUUUUUUGUGCAAUCAAUAAUUUCAAUUUCUUUAUUCUUUUUAUUUUAUUAUUUCUUCAAUGGCGAAUUAUUAAAUUUCACAUCUUGUAGAGAAUUUUGUCUUCUGUAAAUCAAACUCCAGGAAUCUUACUUUAUUAAUCAGCUCAGAAAAAAAAACCCAUUUCUGAAAUAGUUUCAAAAUUUAUUUUUUUGAGCUUUAAUGGAGGAUUCAGAGAGAGAACUAGUAGUAAAUGAAUUAUUUGAAAUUGUAAGAGAAAUAUCAGUGUUUCCUGAAUGUAAAAAUACAUCAAAGAAAUUGUAUAGUAAUUUAUUAAGAAGAGUUAAAUUGUUAAGUCCUCUGUUUGAAGAAUUAAAAGAUAGUGAAGUACUUAUUGAUGAAGAUGAAAUUAGAGGUUUGGGUUGUUUGAAAGUUGGUCUUGAAGCAGCUAAAAAUCUACUUAGAUCUGUUAAUGAAGGAAGUAAGCUUUUUCAGGCCUUACAAAAAGACAAUAUUGUGAAGCAUUUCCACGAUGUGACAGAGCAAAUUGAGCAAGCAUUGGGUGAGAUUUCAUAUGAUAAGCUCAAUAUUUCGGAAGAAGUUCACGAGCAGAUUGAGCUAGUGCAUGCUCAGUUCAGGAGGGCAAAAGAAAGAUCGGACUCACCGGAUGUACAACUAUACAUGGAUUUGUACUCGGCCCAAAAUGAAAAAGAUCCCGACCCUGCGAUCCUAAAAAGGCUUUCAGAAAAACUGCAACUUAAGACUAUAAAUGAUCUAAAGAAAGAAUCUCUUGCUUUGCAUGAAAUGGUUAUCUCCAGCGGUGGAGAUCCAGGAGAUUGGCUCGAAGAGAUGUCUGUACUGCUUAAAAAGCUUAAAGACUCUGUACUCGCUGAAAACACAGGAGCAGAAACUUCCGAAAAUGAGAAGGUCUUUAUGAGAAGCAGAUCCCCGGUCAUCCCUGAUGAUUUUCGGUGCCCUAUAUCACUCGAAUUGAUGAAGGAUCCAGUCAUUGUCUCUACUGGACAGACUUAUGAGCGUACAUGCAUCCAAAAAUGGCUAGAUGCUGGGCACAAGACUUGUCCCAAAACUCAGCAGACCUUGUCACACACAGCCCUCACACCAAACUAUGUAUUGAAGAGUCUGAUAGCUCAGUGGUGUGAGAGCAACGGGAUUGAACUGCCAAAGAAUCAAGGGAGCUGUAAAAACAAAAACUCAAUCAAUUCUGUUCCAGAUCGUGAUCGAGCUGGUAUAGAAGCCUUGUUACAGAAACUGUCACAUGGUAACCCAGAAGAACAAAGAGCAGCUGCAGGUGAGUUCCGGUUGUUAGCAAAAAGGAAUGCUGAUAACAGAGUUUGCAUUGCGGAUGCAGGAGUUAUUCCCUUGCUUGUAGAGCUACUAUCAUCCCCUGAUAAUAGGACUCAAGAACACGCAGUUACGGCACUCCUCAAUCUUUCAAUAAAUGAGACUAACAAGGGUAAUAUAGUCAAUGCUGGGGCAAUACCUGAUAUAGUUGAAGUGCUAAAAUCCGGCAGCAUGGAAGCAAGAGAGAAUGCAGCAGCAACUCUUUUCAGUUUAUCUGUUGUAGAUGAAUACAAGGUGGCAAUAGGCGCAGCAGGAGCCAUCCCAGCUCUUAUUGACUUGCUGUGCCAGGGAAGCCCUCGAGGGAAAAAAGAUGCUGCAACUGCAAUAUUUAACCUUUCAAUCUAUCAGGGAAACAAGGUGAGGGCUGUUAGAGCUGGAAUUGUGGUGCCUUUGAUGAGGCUGCUUAAGGAUGCUGGUGGUGGGAUGGUGGAUGAAGCACUUGCUAUAAUGGCAAUCCUUGCAAGCCACCAUGAGGGGAAAACUGCAAUAGGUCUAGCUGAACCAAUCCCUGCUUUAAUCGAUGUAAUGAGGACUGGAUCACCAAGAAACCGUGAGAACGCCGCAGCUGUGUUGUGGUCACUCUGUACUGGUGACGUGCAACGUCUAAAAACUUUGAAGGAUCUUGGAGCAGAGGAGGCAUUAAAAGAGUUGUCAGAGAAUGGUACAGAUAGAGCCAAAAGAAAAGCGGGUAAUCUUCUUGAACUCAUGCAACGGAAAGCUGAACCUGACGCCGAAGAUAGCCCAUGAAGUCACAUGACCUCAUGAAACAGGAGAGUCAUCUCUGUUCUGUGAUUGUCAUGGCCACAAUAUAUGAUAGGUAAUUUUUUGGGUAAAUGUAUGUAGUCAAGGUGUUGUUGUUGUAUAAAAGUUGAGAAUUGGUAUUUGCUGCAAUGGGUAUUGAAUGAAGAAAGCUGCAUUCGUGAGUGGAAUGAUGACAAAACAGCGAAGGAAAACUAGCUCUCAAUGUAGGCUGCAACUCAUCCACAAGCCAUCUAAAGUAUCUGUCAGUAAGCCGAAAGUGUGAUUAGCUUUGUAUUGUCCAUGUUUGUUCAGUGUCAUCUAUGUUUUAUUUCUUCCACUUAUUUUGUUCUUUCUUUCUCGAGUUUGUAUUUUUGUUCGACUAGAUUAUGUAAUCAUGGAACUGUACACAUCAAUUUUCUGCAACA